UAAUAUACAGAGGGUAGCAACAGUUGCCCCGGUGAAGGCUAGGCGCCAUAGUCACGGUAGUCCUGGCGACAAGAGCCAAGCAACGGGAGUCAACAACAACAAGCGGGAUCAAAGGGAAUAAACUUUACCGACUGUUCGGGACAACACCGCGAAAUACAGAACUGGUGCCUUAAAUGAUCGGUUGCCAUGGCGACUUGUGGAUACUCUGAGGACCUUCAGGCUCAGCAGGCUAACACAGUAACCAUAGCAACACCUGCUACCACCACACCCUCAUCUGCCAAGACUGCACACUUCCUGUCGGAGAUCCCGGCAGCCUCUGGAAGCAUCUCAUCGGCCAGCCAAGCAGCCGUGGCCUCUAAAACUGGACAGGAUGCACUUUGUUCACAAGUGCCACCCACCCAGAGCCAGAAGGCAGUGGUGCCAGCUACGUCCACACAGCACUACAUGGGUCAGGACAUCCAGAAGAGCAAUGGACAGAGCACUUCGUCCCAGUACAUUAUAGUGACUGUUACAGAGGGCUCGGCUCAAUCCAAUGACAGUCUGUCAGACUCCAGCCCAUCUGCUUCUAGCAUCCCUACUCAGGUGGUCCAAGCUGUGCAGAGCCCACCACAGAGGUCAGUGUUGCAGGCAGUGACGCAUGGAACCAAAAGGAUUCAGACAGGCCACAUCAGCAGCCUGCAGCAUAUUAACCAGGAGGUUUAUUCGGACACGGUGCAGUAUGUGGACGGUGCAGACGAUGCAGCUUUUACCACAUCCGCCAUCCGUUCAAACAGCUUUCCUUUCUCCGAGUCUCCCCUCUAUUCCCAGACCCCUCCCACAUCCUCCUCUGCCUUCUACGAGACCCCGCCCACCUCUGAGUCAGACAUCACUGUGGCUUCACAGUCGGUUUCCAUGGCAACGGCAGGAGUUAAUACAGGGUCUGCUGCUGCUGCCACAGGAGGAGGGGGGUAUGUCCUCCAAGGAGGGUAUAUGUUAGGAGGAGGAGGUGCAGCAGCAACAGGUGGGGGAGGACAGAGUUACUCCAGCCCUAACUCUCGUGCCCCACCUGCUACUGUGCAGUGGUUAUUGGAAAACUACGAAGGGGCAGAAGGGGUGAGUUUACCCCGCUGCACCCUCUACUACCACUACAUCCUGCACUGCCAGGAGCAGAAGCUAGAGCCUGUUAAUGCUGCAUCCUUUGGUAAACUAAUCAGGUCUGUCUUCAUGGGCCUCCGCACCCGAAGACUAGGAACCAGGGGGAACUCAAAGUACCACUACUAUGGCCUGAGGAUCAAAUCCGGCUCCCCUCUGCUCCGACUCAUGGAUGAGCAGCAGCACAUGGCCAUGAGGCAGCAACCUUUCUCCCAGAAAAACAGGAUAAAGCCACUCCAGAAGAUGCAGGGAAUCGCCAAUGGGACAUCAGGCGGGGCGGGUCAGCAGCAAGUGGCGGCGCUUUCUGAUAUUUCAGCCCAGGUGCAGCAGUAUCAGCAGUUCUUAGAAGCAGCUAAGCCGUUGCCAGAAUUUGUGAAAAUUGAUCAGCUGGAUCAAGUCCUGCCAGAUGGGAUCCAUGCUGAACACCUAAAGGCCUUUCAGGCUCUGUACAGGGAACACUGUGAGGCUGUUCUGGAUGUGAUGAUCAACCUUCAGUUUCCUCUGGUUGAGACGCUGUGGAAAUCCUUCUGGAGGUUCAGCCAGAACAACGAUGCUGAAUCACUCAAUCUUCACAAUGAGUCUGAGAAGCGGCUGCCCAGGUCCUGUUUGGUGGCUCUGUGCAAGUUUGAGCCGGUGCUGCGCUGGACGAGGGAGUGUGACAACCUGCUCUACCAGACUCUGGUUGAGAUCCUCAUCCCAGACGUGUUGAGACCCAUUCCUAGUGCCUUAACUCAGGCCAUCCGUAACUUUGCCAAGAGCCUGGAGAGCUGGCUGACAGGCGCCAUGAUGAACAUCCCUGAGGAAAUGGUUCGCAUAAAGGUGGUGUGCGUAGGCUCGUUCUCGCAGACAUUACGCCGUUACACCAGCCUGAACCAUCUGGCUCAGGCGGCUCGCGCUGUCCUGCAGAACUCGGCUCAGAUCAACCAAAUGCUGUCUGACCUCAAUCGUGUUGAUUUCACCAACGUGCAGGAGCAGGCAUCCUGGGUGUGCCAGUGUGAAGACCGCGUGGUCCAGAGGCUGGAGCAGGACUUCAAAGCGACUCUGCAGCAGCAGAACUCCCUGGAGCAAUGGGCUUCUUGGCUGGAUGGUGUCGUCUCCCAGGUCCUAAAGCCCUAUGAGCAAAACCCUGCCUCGCUGCCAAAGGCGGCCAAAGUCUUUCUGCUCAACUGGUCCUUCUAUAGCUCUAUGGUGAUCCGGGAUCUGACUCUACGCAGUGCUGCUAGUUUUGGCUCCUUCCACCUCAUCCGCCUGCUGUAUGACGAGUACAUGUACUACCUGAUUGAGCACCGGGUGGCCAAGGCUAAAGGGGAGACACCCAUAGCAGUCAUGGGAGAAUUUGCCAGCGCUGUGAAGAGCAGAAACUCUCCAGAUCUGGACAAAGAAGAAGAAGAAGAUGAUGAUGAAGAGGACAGCGAGGAAGACAGUGGAGAGAUCAUGCUGCAGUCCAGCUCCCUGAAGGUGGAUGAGGAGAAGUCAGAGAUGGAACCGCCCGCCAAGCAGCCCAGAACCAGUUUAAAUCUGCACCCUCUGACCUAAGGUCAUGGCUCACCACCCUAAACGAAAACGCCUGCAUCAUGAACAUCACCCUCUUCCGUUUUAGAAUCAUGUCCUGAAGCCAUUGUUUGCAUCCAGUCUGCUUGUCUGUUGUUUGUGGACCUCGAAAGUGGACGAGCUGAUUUUUCUGUUUCUCCAUGUUAGCUGAUCAUUACUGCCCCUGACCCGUUUCCUGUGCCUUCCCCCAUCUAUUCAGUGCCCACAGGCCCCUAAAGGUCUAAUCUAUCAGUACAAUAUAUUCUUGAUUUCCCUCCUGUCCUGCCUUAACCACUGACCUGGGUGAUGUGGAGAUGAGAAACCUCCAGUUUUCUUCAGCAUUGCUCUUCAGCUCCAAAUCAUUGAUUGCCUUUGAUGAAAUGACUAUGCAGGAGAUGCAGGACUGUAAUUGUUGACACUAAACAUCUAAGAGUAGCAUCUGGAAUGAUACUGCAGCAUGAGUUAUGAUUGAAGCUUAGUUUUCAUUUGUUUUUAUUUGAGGGUGCCAUAUUUUUUUUUUCUUUUUUUUACAUUAAAUUUGUUUUUAAUUUGGCUGCCUGAUCUGUGCCUUUAAGAGACUCCUAAUCUCAAAAAAGAAAAGUUUGUGUUCUCUAUAAAAAAAGAAAAACAUAUAUAUUAUAUUCUGUAUUGUGGAUUAAUAAAUGAAUGUCCGGUGAA
Messenger RNA from Cyprinodon tularosa, 3339 nucleotides. Its product is annotated as MHC class II regulatory factor RFX1-like. The coding region runs from base 187 to 2667 and encodes 826 amino acids. Gene Ontology annotation, biological process: regulation of transcription by RNA polymerase II. The record is from RefSeq and is a predicted model, not a curated record. Gene Ontology annotation, molecular function: DNA-binding transcription factor activity, RNA polymerase II-specific; RNA polymerase II cis-regulatory region sequence-specific DNA binding. NCBI's taxonomy places the organism in Eukaryota, Metazoa, Chordata, Actinopteri, Cyprinodontiformes, Cyprinodontidae. Gene Ontology annotation, cellular component: nucleus. The transcript has 18 exons.